Messenger RNA from Ruditapes philippinarum (Manila clam), 3262 nucleotides. RefSeq names its product synaptotagmin-11-like. Gene Ontology annotation, molecular function: calcium-dependent phospholipid binding; clathrin binding; calcium ion binding. NCBI's taxonomy places the organism in Eukaryota, Metazoa, Mollusca, Bivalvia, Venerida, Veneridae. Gene Ontology annotation, biological process: cellular response to calcium ion; calcium-ion regulated exocytosis; regulation of calcium ion-dependent exocytosis. The transcript has 13 exons. Bases 301 to 2166 code for a protein of 621 amino acids. The record is from RefSeq and is a predicted model, not a curated record.
GUCUCGCAAUCAAUAUCACUGGACGCUCUGUCAACCUACAAUUCUAGGCAAGAUUGAAAUGUGGCGUUACUAGAAACAUUGAAGAAAAAUCACUGCAUAGCAUUUAUCAAGUUAUUAAAUUUCAAGAACUUUCUCUGUUUAAUUUUGCUUUUCUUUGUGAAUGAGUUAUAUUGGAAAUAGACAAGUAUUUAAAAGAUUUUUAUAGGAACUUAUAACAGAAGUAAAAGCAGAUACAGUGAGAGGAAUUUAUUCUUGUUGCGCUUUACGGAUUUUAAUAGCAAAUGCAAAUUUUCUGGAAAUAUGGGCAGACGUGUUCCUACAGACGAGCUUACUGGAAUAAUCAUUGGGGUAGUGACACUCGGGAUCUGUUCCUUUGUAAUAGUAUUCAUAUGUUUUAGAUACCCAUCCAUACGGUCGAGGACUUUCUGGGACAGAGGGCUGAAACGGCUUAUACGGCGUUUAUAUUCUGGUGUAAGAAAAAAAGAAAAAUCAGAAGACAAAAAGAGUUUAGUUAUGGGACCAAUGCAGAACAAAAAGCAAGAGCAGACGAAAUUCGUGGUGCCUCAAAUAUUUGUAGAUUAUGGCAGCAGACGACAAUCAUAUGCUUCUGAUUAUUUACGAAGAUGUAGUGCUGAAAGUUUAAGUAGCAGGCGGACUUCUAUAGCUUCAAACGAAACUGAUCGAAGAGGCUCUGGAAGUAGUCUAAGUAGCAGACGGACAUCUUUAGCGUCAAAUGAUCGACGAGGAUCGGGUAGCAGUCUGUGCAGUCGAAGAACAUCGUUACUGUCAGACUGUACCUCUCGUAGAAGUUCUGGAAGCAGUCGGAGUAGUAGAAAAGGUUCGAAUGCUAGCUCAGGAAGAUAUGACGACACUGAUGAAUUACUGGCUGAUUUGUCAGACUCUGAAACAUUAGAAAUGGACGAGAUGUACACACUAGAGGAAGAACUACCACCAGAAAACCGGAGGUCAAGUUUAGAAGAACCUGCUGACAUGCAAGAACAUGAGAAAAAACGUAAACGACCACGACCAUACCGAAGGAGUCAUUCACUUGCAGAAAUUCGUCGACCGACAGCUAUUUUCAUUCCUGAAAUAAAGCAGCCACCAGUACCAGGUCGACCUCGACCAGAUGGAAGACGGGUUACACUGUCGUCACUUGUAGUUAGCUCAUUAAAUGCUUUGGAUCAUACUCCUAACCCGGUAGCACCGCCAUAUCAGAGAAAAAAGCCGAAAUUGAGACCACCAGGAAUAGGUUUACCCGACACACCGGUUAUGAUGCACGAUUUGAACCUUGAAGAAAUGAUGGCUCCAAGGUAUGCCACACCCUUACAGCCCACAGGACGUCUGAAAGUACAACUACAGUUUACAGACAAUGCUUUAAAUGUGAUUAUUAUUGAGGCAGGUGAUCUCAGAAUUGCUGGUCUACCAAGUAACACAGAUGUAAACCCGUAUGUGAAGGCAUUUCAAGUACCUGGUAGAACAUUUAAAUACAGAACUAAAACAAUAAAUAAAUCAAGGACGCCUGUGUUCCUUGAAAAGUUUUCUAUUCAAGAAAUAACCAGAGAAGAGGUAUCAGAUGGGUCUGCUCUCGAAUUCCAGGUUUAUUCCUCGCAUCAUAUUACUCGUAGACAUCUGGUGGGUAUGGCGGCAGUCCAGCUGAAAGAUAUAGAUAAAUACGAAAAUGGACUUGUAGAUUUGAUAAUACUCCCUCAUAGUGUUUACAGGCUACACCAAGGUGAUAUACAUAUCUCUGGUUGCUAUCAGCCGGUUGCAGGGAAAAUGGUAUUCAAUGUGGUAGAAGCAAGGACAUUACCACGAGUAUCACUUCUUGGUGCUGUCAAUCCCUAUGUCAAAGUGGAAAUGUACAUAAAUGGAAUAAGAGAAGCAAAACACAAGACAAAAGUCCGUCAAAACACGCAAGAUCCAGUUUGGAAUCAGCCUUGUGUGUUUGAUAUAAACAGAGAGAACCCUAAACUUCUUGGUCACGUUUUUGUUUUUCAUAUAAUCCACAAGGACAUGAUGAUGGGAGUUCAGAAGAUAGGACAGGUGGAGCUUGGAUGGUAUAGUCACGGUGAGCAACUGGAUCAUUGGUACGAAAUAAUGGAACACCCACACAGGCCGACUGAUUACUGGCAUCCGAUAAUAAAGACAAGUAAAAUUACGUCAUGACCGAACAGUGAGCACAGUUUUGAUGGAUGUAUUAAUUAUUGUGUAUGUGCCCCAAAAUAUUUGACUAUCUCACAUUGUAAUGGAUUUACACUUGACCAUUAUAUCAUAGAAAUAGCUAAGAUUUAUCAUGUGUGUUAAACAGAAUCCUAGUGUGAUCAUUCUCUACAAAGACGUACGCACAUGUACGAUAGUGUAUAUAUGUAUUUCCAUUCUAUCAACUAGAAUCAUCCUACUAUUAACGAUUGAUCUCCAUCCAGGAUAAACAACAAAGCAGUCUUAUAGAUGUAUAUUUAAUGUGAAAAGAAAUUGUAUAGAUUUGGUACCCAUUAUAAGCUUAUACUUUCAAAGAAUGUUUUUAUCAGCGAAGUAAUAUUGUGUUCCCUUUUACUUUUUUACGUGCAAAUAUAUUUUUUCAUCUACUGCACAUUGCUGAAUAUAUGUAAUGUCCUUGUACUGUAUCUUUAAUAUAGGACGAACAUAAUUAAACAAUAUGUAAUCAUUUGUUGAGCACCAAAAGUGUAAAAAUAUGUCUAGCUUUUACAGUUAUUCUAAAAGAUAUUUUGUUUUUAAAGACAUAGAGACCUAAUUCUAAAAGCCAAUCAAUUAUUAUAACAAAUUGUUUAUACUGAAAUAUGCAUUUGUGUAUAUCAAAGCUAAUAUAAGAUCAUAAAAUAAGAAGAUGCAAAACACAUUCCUAUACUAUAAAUGUAUAUGCCAUAUACGAUGCUAAAUAUAAUGAUUUAGAUAAAAAAAUAUCUACGCCAGUCUUUGAAUAUUUCAUAAGUUACAGUCUUGAUUGUUUAUAUGUACUAUCACGCAUAGCCAUUAUCAGUAGCUCUGAGGCAUCAUAUCUAAAGGCCAAACUAUUUCAUCCCUGUAUAUAAUAUAACCCAAAGCUAAAGCAUAAAUGCGUCAUUUUUGCCCAUGUAAACCUAAAUUGUGAAUUGUGUAUAUAAUUUAUUUAUUAGAAUAUUGUGAUAUGUCAUAUUUUAUGCUAGUAAUACUGUCGAUGACACCCCAUGUUGUUAUUUUUAUUGAUGAUUAAAGUAUUUACCAUGCGUUAAAUGACUGAAAAAUAAAUAUUUUAGUUUGGAAA